This is a messenger RNA of Camellia sinensis, 541 nucleotides long. NCBI's taxonomy places the organism in Eukaryota, Viridiplantae, Streptophyta, Magnoliopsida, Ericales, Theaceae. The record is from RefSeq and is a predicted model, not a curated record.
UAUCUAUACUACAUAUAUAAUUCCUUGAGUUCCUUGCCACACUGCCACUCUCCCACAUAACCACCACCGCUCCAGUACAAGUGGGGAGCCGUGGCAUGAUCUAAGAAGAGGAAACAAAGCACAGGUUUCCAAGACACGUUGCAUUACAAAGAGGCAGUAGUCAACUUUGUGUUAAAGUGAACUGCCACCAGUGGUAGAAAGGGUGAAGAAAGAAGAGACACCCAACACUACCAAGAAGGUGAAAUUGCUAUAAAUUGAUGAAAAAGGAAGGCAAACAAGUAAUCAAAUCCCACAUUUCAAGCAGUAAAACACAGAGAGAGAGAGAGAGAGAGAAUGACGACGAGCAAGGACGAUAUAAAGCAUGGGACAGCGCAAGCAAAGCAAUCAGAAAAUGAAGCUUUGCGAGUGAGGUACAAAUCAGGCACCCCACUUGAAGAAGGGAAGAUUGCUGAUUCUCAAACUGUUGAUCUCCUCUCCUGCUCACAUCUCUUAUCAAAACCAAAACAUCUCUGAUCAAUCCCAGUGGCAUCCUUCCUACACC